This is a messenger RNA of Pelecanus crispus (Dalmatian pelican), 1638 nucleotides long. RefSeq names its product TNF receptor associated factor 6 (gene TRAF6). The record is from RefSeq and is a predicted model, not a curated record. Gene Ontology annotation, cellular component: plasma membrane signaling receptor complex. Gene Ontology annotation, molecular function: zinc ion binding; ubiquitin protein ligase activity; tumor necrosis factor receptor binding. Lineage: Eukaryota; Metazoa; Chordata; Aves; Pelecaniformes; Pelecanidae. Gene Ontology annotation, biological process: lipopolysaccharide-mediated signaling pathway; innate immune response; regulation of apoptotic process.
AUGAGCUUGCUGUAUAGUGAUAACAGUUGUGGAGCCCGAGACUUGGAAAGUGGCUGCUUUGCAGCCAUGGCCAGUGCCUGCAGCGUUGGAGCAAAAGAAGACAGUGUAAGUGUCAGCAGUGGGACUGGAAACCCUCCAAGUUCUUUCACAGAGGAAACACAAGGAUAUGAUGUGGAGUUUGAUCCGCCCUUGGAAAGUAAAUAUGAAUGUCCAAUCUGUUUGAUGGCUCUUCGGGAAGCAGUGCAGACACCAUGUGGACACCGCUUCUGCAAAGGCUGCAUUGUCAAAUCAAUAAGAGAUGCAGGUCACAAAUGUCCAGUAGACAAUGAAAUUCUGCUCGAAAAUCAACUUUUCCCUGACAACUUCGCUAAACGGGAAAUCCUUUCAUUAAUGGUUAAAUGUCCCAACAAGGGCUGCAGUAUGAAGAUGGAGCUGAGGCAUUUAGAGGACCACCAGCUGCAGUGUGAUUUUUGCACUGUGGAAUGCCCACAGUGCCAAGGAGCCUUCCAGAAGAACCAUCUGAAAGAGCACAUGACACAGGAGUGUCCGAGGCGUCAAGUCCGUUGUCCAAACUGUGCCACUUCUAUGGCCUAUGAAGAUAAAGAGCUUCAUGACCAAACCUGCCCACUCGCCAAUGUAUUUUGUGAAUAUUGCAACACAGUGCUCAUCAGAGAGCAGAUGCCUAACCAUUAUGACAAUGAUUGUCCCACUGCCCCGGUGCCAUGUUUUUACAGUGCCUUUGGGUGUCCUGAAAAGAUGCAAAGGAAUGAACUGGCACGACAUAUGCAGGAGUUCACUCAGGUUCACAUGAGAAUGAUGGCUCAGAGUUUGCAAAAUAUCAGUGUUACUGCUACAAAUCCUGUACCCUUCAUCAAUGGCCUACCCUUUGAGCCUGCCCUCUUCUCACACGUGUCACAUGCCGCAUAUGAUUGUAAUCCAGAAGUUGAAAAUUUCAAAGAAACUAUUCAGCAGUUGGAAGGUCGUCUGGUAAGACAAGAUCACCAAAUCAGAGAACUCAUUGCUAAAAUGGAGACUCAGAACACUCACAUGGCAGAACUCAAACGUACUAUCCGGAAUUUGGAGGGAAAGAUUACUGAAAUGGAGGCACAGCAAUGUAAUGGUAUUUAUAUCUGGAAGAUUGAGAACUUCAGUGGACUUCAGAAAGCCCAAGAAGAAGAGAGACCUGUUGUGAUGCACAGUCCUGGCUUCUAUACUGGAAAGCCUGGCUACAAGCUGUGUUUGCGCCUGCAUAUCCAAUUACCAAAUGCUCAGCGUUGUGCUAAUUUUAUAUCUCUGUUUGUCCACACUAUGCAAGGAGAAUAUGACAGCCAUCUGCCUUGGCCUUUCCAAGGCACUAUACGACUUUCUAUUUUGGAUCAAUCAGAAGGCCCUGAAAGGCAGAAUCAUGAAGAAGUAAUGGAAGCCAAGCCAGAGUUACUAGCCUUCCAGAGACCAACAAUUCACCGUAAUCCAAAAGGUUUUGGUUAUGUGACUUUCAUGCACCUGCAAACCUUGAAACAAAGAACCUUCGUAAAGGAUGAUACCCUUCUGGUGCGCUGUGAAGUCCUAACGCGUCUAGAUUUAAACAGUCUCCGCAGAGAAGGAUUUCAAGCUCGCAGUACUGAUGGAGCUAUGUAG